Messenger RNA from Chlorocebus sabaeus (green monkey), 478 nucleotides. RefSeq names its product ribosomal protein L37a (gene RPL37A). The record is from RefSeq and is a predicted model, not a curated record. Gene Ontology annotation, molecular function: large ribosomal subunit rRNA binding; structural constituent of ribosome. Gene Ontology annotation, cellular component: ribosome; cytosolic large ribosomal subunit. Gene Ontology annotation, biological process: translation. NCBI's taxonomy places the organism in Eukaryota, Metazoa, Chordata, Mammalia, Primates, Cercopithecidae.
GGUCGCCGGAAAACGCCGGAACCAUAGAGCUCAGUUCCUAGCUAGGCCUCCACCAGCCACUUCCGCUCGUCCGCCUAAUACCGCGCCUGCGCACCGCAUUUCUUCCUCUCUGGGCUCGGACCUAGUUCGCGACGACAUGGCCAAACGUACCAAGAAAGUCGGGAUCGUCGGUAAAUACGGAACUCGCUAUGGGGCCUCCCUCCGGAAAAUGGUGAAGAAAAUUGAAAUCAGCCAGCACGCCAAGUACACUUGCUCUUUCUGUGGCAAAACCAAGAUGAAGAGACGAGCUGUGGGGAUCUGGCACUGUGGUUCCUGCAUGAAGACAGUGGCCGGCGGUGCCUGGACAUACAAUACCACUUCCGCUGUCACGGUAAAGUCCGCCAUCAGAAGACUGAAGGAGUUGAAAGACCAGUAGACGCUCUUCUACUCUUUGAGACAUCACUGGCCUAUAAUAAAUGGGUUAAUUUAUGUAACAAAA